AUUAUUUCAAGCACCUGGUUGAAAAUAUUUGGUCGUGGUUUGGUGAAUGGCGUUAGAAAUGAUAACUUCUCGGAGACUGGCAUAUCUGCAUUAUCGCACGUGUAAAAGAUAAUGUAACUAGCUAUUGGUUACGUUGGUGGUUAAACUGGUUUGAACGGUUAAAAAGGUGCAUCAAGCGGAGAUCAACCAGUGUAUUGUCCGUUCAAUUAUUGCUUCAAUCCGAGAUUAAAAUGUACAGUGGGCGUGGCUCCCUAUUUUCGUUUGGACUAGCUAACUAACAUCGGCAGCAGCUAAAUCAGGUGAGGCUGCACUCAUUCACCACAACAAAUCUGAUGAGGAUGAGUAAAACUCCAGUGACCACAGCUCGAGCCCGAGGAGCAAGGGGGAUAUGAACCACAGUUGCUCAAACGCUUCGGAGGAGCCAGUGUGGUCGGCGAACGGGAAAACAGACUCCACAAAAUAUGCUGAUUUCCCCUCACAUUGCGAAACCGUACACGAAAAUGUUCCACAACUGGUGGUCACGUGUGACUCGAGCCGAAUUGAAUUGGAGGCCAUGAGGAUUAGCGGGCUCUCCGUUGGAUCUCAUCCCGACGAGGAGUCGUUUUGCUCGGACAGUGGGUUCGGGGGCUCCCCCGCGUCUCUUCUCCUCAGAAAACUGUCAAACGCCUCAUCGUCUGUGUUGUCACCAGCCUCGUCUUUUGAAGAAAAUGAGGACGACCGCGGCUGUCCUGAUGAGGUCCCUCGGAGUGUCACAUGGAAGAAACCGAGAAGCACAGGGACCUCGUCUCCCCUCUCAGUGCCCCCCAAGAAGCCACAGCCCUGGGUGCAAGUAGUCGGACAUGCAGGGAGUUUCCAUGCAGGGGACUAUGGGAUGCUGCUGAAGCGCUACACUGAGGGAGAGCAAAAGUGCCUGCAGAGGCUAAUGGAGGACUCUCUGAGACCCUUUGUGCCAGGCUACCAUGGAGUGGUGCAGCGUGCCGAGCAGGACUACAACAUGAUGGACGACCUGCUCACACACUUCAACUCCCCUGCCAUCAUGGAUUGCAAGAUGGGCACCCGGACAUACUUGGAAGAGGAGCUGGCGAAGGCUCGGGAGCGGCCCCAGCCUCGUCAGGACAUGUAUGAGAAGAUGGUGGACGUGGACCCAGAGGCCCCCACUACAGAGGAGCGAGCACUACAGGCAGUACUCAAGACCAGAUACAUGCAGUGGAGAGAGACCCUAAGCUCCACCACCACUCUGGGCUUCCGCAUCGAGGGACUCAAGAAGGCUGAUGGUCUGUGCAACACAGACUUUAAAAGGACCAAGAGCAGAGAAGAGGUGAUGCAGGCACUGCAGGACUUUGUGGGUUGCAACACCCUCAUUCUGGAUUAUAGAUCUCUCUCUCUUCUCUUUCAGAAGGGAUAUCUGAGACGAAUGAAGGAUCUUCGACUGGUGUUGGAGACAUCCAUCUUCUUCAGAACACACGAGGUGGUGGGCAGCUCCCUACUAUUUGUGCAUGACAGUACAGGGAAGACAGGAGUAUGGAUGAUUGAUUUUGGGAGGACUGUCUCCCUGCCGCCGCCUCUCACCCUGGACCACCGCACCCCCUGGAUAGAGGGCAACCGAGAGGAUGGGUACCUGUGGGGGCUGGAUAACCUCAUUGAUGUCCUGACCGAUAUGCUGCAUCUCACCUGAACCUCACUCUUGAAUGAUUGACACAGGACCUCAUCCCAACCAAAACACCCUUUCCCACAUGAACCAAAUCCGAAUGGCCAUUUCAACUUUUAACUGAGAGGGUUGACAAACGAGAGACUGUUCACAUAUUGGACUCGGAUUCUGUGUUGGGCUUUAGGGGGUACUGGACUACCGUCUGUGGCUAUAAUGAAGGCAAUGGGAGAGGAACAGAGGUGUAUGUGGUGGACAAAGGAAAAUAGUAGCACUAGUUCCUCAGAAGAAUUAUACUACAGCAAUGCAAAAUGAAACACUGCCCUUUUAUCAUCUUCCACAUAAUUCCCCCCCCCAAACAAAUUCUGCCAUUUUGUUCCAUUACAAUUGUUCUUAAUACUCAUUAGCUCUAAGUGUUUCUUACUCCAGGUUUGAGGGCUGUAGGACCUAAACAAUUAAUGUUGAUACUAUACUAUUAUACAUAAUGGAGUGGCCCUUAAUAGAGGACUCGUAAAACCUCUUGAGAACUGUGUUAAUGAACACUGCCUUCAAGUUUGUUUAUUAGUCAUAUACUCAUGAUAUACAGUGCAUUCGGGAAGUAUGCAGGCCCCUUGACCUUUUUCCACAUUCUGUUACAUUCCAGCCUUAUUCUAAAAUGGAUUCAAUAUUUUUUUCCCUCAAAUCUACACACAAUACCCCCUAAUGACAAAGCAAAAGCAGGUUUUUAGAAUUAUUUGCAAAUGUAUAAAAAUUAAAACGUAUAUCACAUUUACAUGAGUAUUCAGACCCUUUACUCAGUACUUUGAAGUACCUUUGGCAGCGAUUACAGCCCUCGAGUCUUCUUGGGUAUGACUCUACAAGCUUGGCACACCUGUAUUUGGGGAGUUUCUCCCAUCCUUCUCUGCAGAUUACCUCAAGCGCUUGGGUUCAAGUCCGGGCUCUGGCUCGUCCACUCAAGGACAUUCAGAGACUUUUCCCGAAGCCACUCCUGCGUUGUCUUGGCUGUGUGUUUCGGGUCGUUGUCCUGAACCUUCGCUCCCAGUCUGUGGUCCUGAGCGUUCUAGAGCAGGUUUUCAUCAAGGAUCUCUCUGUACUUUGCUCUGUUAAUGUACCUGAGGAUGUACCUGAGCUCUAUUUCGAGUCUCCUAGCAAAGGGUCAGAAUACUUAUGUAAAUAAGGUAUUUAUUUUUUAUAAUUUAAUAAAUGUGUCAUCAUGGGGUAUAGCAUGUAGAUUAAUGAUGGAAAAACAUUUUAUUUAAUACAUUUUUGAAUAAUGCUGUAAUGGAACAAAAUGUGUGAAAAGGAAAGGGUUCUGAAUACUUUAUGAAUGCACCGUACAUAGUGCAACGAAAUACUUACUUGCAGGUUCAGCUCAUGACAAUAUAAAUUAAGUGAAUCAUUUUUUGGGGGGCCAUAAAUAUAAUUCAAGGCGGCACUCUGACAAAUUGUGAAUUUACAUGUGCCAGGGAAUUGUGCAAUAAUAAAUAGACAUUGUGCAGUAAUAUAAAUAGGUGUGCGUGUGUGUGUGAGUCCAUGUGUGGUAGGGUGCAGGGAGUCUGUUGUUCCGGCAAUCAGUCCCGGUUCAAGAAUGAAGUAGUCUGUUGGCUUGUGGGUAAAAACUGUCUCUGAGAUGGUGGUCCGGGAACAGACGGUAACGGAGUGAAUAGUCCAUGGCUGGGCUGAGCGGGGUUCUUGUCCUGUAUGGAGGGGAGCACGGUUCCAGUGAUGUACUGGGCAGUCUUCACCACCCUCUGAAGGGCCUUGCGGUCGUGAAUGGAGCAGUUUCUGUACCAAGCCGGGAUGCAGCCGGUCAGGAUGCUGUCGAUGUUGCUGCGGUAGAAUUAGGAGAGGACCCGGGGGAGCGUGCCGAUUUUCUUCAGCCACCUGAGAAAUUAGAGACGCAGUUGCACCUUCUUGACCAGGGCUGUGGUGUUGUCUGUCACUGUGAGGUUCUCUGAUGUGGACGCAGAGGAACCUGAAGCUGCUGACUCCACUGCAGUGUUGUUGAAUCCCUGCUUCCUGAAGUCGGCAAUCAACUCCUUUGUUUUGCACCACACAUUUAUCCGCUUGUUUGAGAGAGAAACAGCCUAGUUAUCCUGUAAGAAUGUGUGACUUUAGAGGGCAAUGUAGGACCCAAAUAACAUGCUUCCAGGCGUAGAGCCUAGUGGGGUAUCCUGCAGGCUGAAACAAUGACAGCAUUUGUGAAUCUUAAAUAUCCAAAAUAUAAUCCGACAAGGGGAGUUCUUCACUUGCACAAAGUGCCACUGCACAAAUACUUUUCUAUUGAUGAGACUGUUAUGCCCCCCCCACCUUUGCUAUACAGUACAACUAAGAUAUGAAGGCAAAGGCCAAAUGUACAACUAUAAGUGUGUUGAUGGAUUUCGUAAUAUUAUGUGAGUAGCAGUUUAUCAAAUUGGCAGAUUGAGAUGUCCUGGAACUGAGUUGAACAACUGUGAUAUUUUGAGCAAUGUCUGCAACUGGUUUCUUAGACCAGGCUACCUAAAUGGAAGCCAUUAAAAUGUGGACCAACUCUUGUCUUGCGGUAA
Molecule: messenger RNA, 4191 nt
Organism: Oncorhynchus keta (chum salmon)
Lineage: Eukaryota; Metazoa; Chordata; Actinopteri; Salmoniformes; Salmonidae
Product: inositol-trisphosphate 3-kinase C-like
Exons: 7
Coding region: 389-1675 (428 amino acids)
Biological process (GO): inositol phosphate biosynthetic process
Cellular component (GO): nucleus; cytoplasm
Molecular function (GO): inositol tetrakisphosphate kinase activity; inositol-1,4,5-trisphosphate 3-kinase activity
Source: RefSeq, a predicted model, not a curated record